Dictyostelium purpureum is the source of this 1323-nucleotide messenger RNA. RefSeq lists its product as uncharacterized. Lineage: Eukaryota; Evosea; Eumycetozoa; Dictyosteliales; Dictyosteliaceae. The coding region runs from base 1 to 1323 and encodes 440 amino acids. Gene Ontology annotation, molecular function: transporter activity. The record is from RefSeq and is a predicted model, not a curated record. The transcript has 4 exons. Gene Ontology annotation, biological process: transport.
AUGACAUACCAUGAUACAUCUUCAGAUUUCUAUUCACCAAGCUCAUCAAGUCACGAAAGCGAAGAAAUAAAAAAUAAUUUUUUUAUUAGAAUACCUUUUUUAAAUGACUCAGUUCCAGCGAUUUGGGCAAUGUUUGCAUUAGCGACAGUAUUUGUUAUAUUAGCUACAGUUUUAUCAGCUCAUUUAAUAUAUAAACAUUUAAAAUAUUAUACACAACCCGACCAUCAAAGAUAUAUUGUUAGAAUUUAUGAAGCUAUGUACUAUAAUAUGUUUUUUGCAUUAUGUGUUAAUUAUGGGGGCGGUGAUAAAAUUUGGUACACAUUUUAUAGCACAUCCACCAAUGAGAUUACCUAUACCGUUGUUUUAGGUUUUCUUCAAUUUUGUAGAAUGGGUAUGUUACAAUAUGUUUUGAUUAGACCAGCAAUAACACUAGCAUCAGCAAUUUUGGAAGUGUUUCAUUUGUAUGAUGAAAGUUACUCAAUUACAGGUUUUUAUUUGUAUGCAACAAUUAUAAUCAAUAUUUCAGUUACAAUAGCUUUAUAUGUUGUAGUAUUGUUUUACCAAUCUGCUGCAGAGGAGUUAGCACCAUAUAAACCAUUAUUAAAAUUCACAUCAAUUAAAAUUGUAGUAUUUUUCUGUUUCUGGCAAUCAGUAGCAAUUUCAGGUAUGACUAAUUUUGGUUGGAUUCCAACAGUUGAUGGCUGGGACGUAGCUGAGGUUUCAACAGGUUUACAAAACUUUUUAAUUUGUUUUGAAAUGUUUGGUGUAGCAAUUUUACAUAUUUAUGCUUUUCCUUAUGAAUUAUAUAGAGUAAGAGCAUUCAGUGCAGCACCAUUAAUCCAUAGAGUUGAAAUGGGUACAAUUUUUAACAAUGUAAUAAAUUCAGUAAGUCAAAAAGAUAUGGUUAAAGAAACUGUUAAAUCAUUUAAAGGCACAAAAAUUACAGAUGGUAAAACCAAACAAUAUGAUGGUCUUAGUGAACAGGUUUUCGACGAAUUCCAAGAUAUAGAAGAGAUAGAAAUGGGUGAUUUCAAGUCAUAUGAACACGAAGAUAAUUUUACAGAUUUCGAAUUAAAUGGUGCAACACCAUCAAAUAAUAAAAAUAUAAAAAAUAAUAGAAUGAAUCAUCACUUAAAUAAUAUAGGUUCAGCAAUUUUAGCAGGUGGUAGUGAUCCAAACGAUUUAAUUACCGAUGAUCAAUUUUUCUCUUUAAUGAAUAACGAUUAUACAAAUAUAGAUUUAAGUAAUUUGGAUCAAGAGGCAUUGGAAGAAAUGAUAUUUGACGAUGAUGACGAAGAUAUGGUAUUCACUGCUAGAAGAUAA